This is a messenger RNA of Colletotrichum chrysophilum, 1512 nucleotides long. RefSeq lists its product as uncharacterized. Gene Ontology annotation, molecular function: aldehyde dehydrogenase (NAD+) activity. The transcript has 2 exons. Bases 1 to 1512 code for a protein of 503 amino acids. NCBI's taxonomy places the organism in Eukaryota, Fungi, Ascomycota, Sordariomycetes, Glomerellales, Glomerellaceae. The record is from RefSeq and is a predicted model, not a curated record.
AUGACAGCCCAGGCGUUCAACCUCUGGGCGGGAGGCCAGGAGAAGCCGGGCCAUGCAGAGCACUGUCACGCCGCAUCCGCUGAAGAUGUCGACGAAGCCAUCCGCAUCGCGCACAAUACGUUCAAGGCCGGGACCUGGUCCAAGGCCCCCCGCCACGUCCGGGCCGAGGUCCUCGAUAAGACGGCGGAGCUCCUCACGGCGGAACUCCCUUCGCUGAUCCCCCUCGAGGUGCAACAGACCGGACGCGCGAUACGCGAGAUGCGCGCGCAGGUGCCCACGCUCGUCAAGUGGUUCAAGUAUUAUGCUGCGCUGCUGCGCACCGAAGAGCGUGCGGUGCUCCCGACCGUAGGAAAGCUGCACAAUUGGAUUGAUCGCGUGCCCCUUGGCGUCGUUGUGCAGAUCACCCCCUUCAACCACCCGCUGCUCAUCGCUGUCAAGAAAAUCGCGCCGGCACUUGCCGCGGGCAACAGUGUCAUUGUGAAGCCCAGCGAAUUGACGCCCCUCACCACGCUGCUGCUCGGCAAAAUCCUGAAGCAGGCGGGCGUGCCUGACGGUGCGUUCAGCGUGCUGCCCGGCUACGGCGCGACGACGGGUAAAGCGCUCGUUGAGCACCCCCUCGUCCGCAAGGUGGACGUCACAGGCGGGACGGUGGCAGGCAGAGCCAUCGGGUCAAUCGUGGGCGGCAAUCUGGCGCGGUACACGGCAGAGUUGGGAGGAAAGGCGCCGCUGGUCGUGUUUGAUCAAGCCGACAUUGACGUCGCAGUAAACGGCAUCGCCUUUGGAUCUUUCAUCGCCAGCGGACAGACGUGCGUCGCGAGCACGAGGAUUCUGGCAGAGGAGAAGACCCUGCAGACGUUGCUCUCGAAGCUGAAAACGAAGACGGAAUCCAUCACGCGACGCAUGGGGUCCCCGAGCAACCCAGAAUCCAUGAUGGGACCGCUCAUCUCGGCGAAGCAGCUGAAGAACGUGGAGGCGCUUGUGGACGAUGCGCUUGCGACGGAGGGCGAGGCGCUGGUUGGGGGUCGUCGCAUGUCUGGCACGAGCGGACUCGACGGGACUGAUUUCUCAAAGGGGUACUUUUACGAGCCGACGGUGCUGGUGUCCAAGUCCGGAGGCGACAUCCUCAAGACGCGCAUCUGGCGGGAGGAGGCGUUUGGGCCGGUGAUUGUGGUGGCGGCAUUCAAGACGGAGGAGGAGGCCAUCGCACUGGCAAACGACAGCGAAUUCGGACUGGGAGCGGGCAUCUGGACGCGGGACGUGGCGCAGGCGUUUCGAGUGUCGGAGCAGAUUGAGGCAGGCAUCGUGUGGGUGAACACGCACCAUCGAAACGAUCCUAGCAGUCCGUGGGGUGGCGCGAAGAGCGCGAGCGGCGUUGGCAGCGAGAACGGCAUCGAUGCGUACCAGGCGUACACGACGACUAAGAGCACCAUCAUCAGCUUUGCGAGCUCCGAAGAGGCGUUGGCGACGGAUGACUGGUUCCGAGAGGGUGCUGGCGAUGUGCGGUAUGGAUAG